UCUUUCCGAGAUUGUCAACAUGCCAGUUAAAAAGAAGGGGAAGAAGAAGGUGGCAGCCGCGCCUUUGAAGGCAAAGAAAUCGGCUGAACCGAAGAAGGUGACUAAUCCCCUCUUUGAGAAGAGACCCAAGAAUUUUGGCAUUGGUCAGGACAUUCAGCCCAAAAGAGACUUGAGUAGAUUUGUGAAAUGGCCCAAGUAUGUUCGCCUACAGAGACAGAAGGCUGUGCUGAUGCAGAGAUUGAAGGUUCCUCCACCAAUCAACCAGUUCACACAGGCACUUGACAGACAGACUGCAUCACAACUUUUCCGUUUGUUGGACAAAUACCGACCAGAGACAAAACAACAGAAAAAAGAGAGGUUGAAGGCUCGUGCCGAGGAGCGAGCCAAGGGUAAGGCUGAUGCUCCAACCAAACGUCCUCCAGUGGUACGUGCUGGAACCAACACUGUGACAACAUUGGUAGAACAGAAAAAAGCCCAGCUUGUGGUGAUAGCACAUGAUGUAGAUCCACUUGAGCUUGUGCUGCAUUUACCAGCUUUGUGCAGAAAGAUGGGUGUCCCAUAUUGUAUUGUGAAGGGCAAAGCCCGCUUGGGACGUGUUGUACACAGAAAAACUACAACCAGUCUUGCACUGACAACAGUCCAUCCUGAGGACAGAAAUGCUCUAAACAAAGUAUCAGAUGCUGUGAGAACCAACUUCAAUGACAGAGUUGACGAGAUCCGUCGUCACUGGGGAGGUGGCAUAAUGGGAAGCAAAUCACAAGCCCGCAUUGCCAAGAUAGAAAAAGCAAAAGCUAAAGAAAUUGCACAGAAAAUGGGUUGAACUGUAUUUAUUCCUGGCAAAUAAACCUUCUGAAAGAAAAAAA
Mercenaria mercenaria is the source of this 863-nucleotide messenger RNA. Its product is annotated as 60S ribosomal protein L7a-like. Lineage: Eukaryota; Metazoa; Mollusca; Bivalvia; Venerida; Veneridae. The record is from RefSeq and is a predicted model, not a curated record. The transcript has 7 exons. The coding region runs from base 20 to 820 and encodes 266 amino acids. Gene Ontology annotation, cellular component: ribonucleoprotein complex. Gene Ontology annotation, biological process: ribosome biogenesis.